UUUUUUUUUUUUUUGGCAUUAGAAGACAAUCUUUUAUCUACUUGAAUACUCAUUUCAAUUCAAAGAGUAUGAAUUCGCUCAAAUUUUGCAAAACCUAUGAAUCGCUAUUUCUUUUCAACUCUUCUAAAGUGCAGAAAAGCCUAGCAAAACAAUCUAUUUUUGCUCCAAAAAGGGUAGUCCAUAGAAGAAAACUUUCAGUAAGAGGGUGCAGUGGCCAAGAACCAGAGAAAAAUAAGACAGCUGAAAGGCGAAGUUUCUUGAGUCUUGAAGAAGCUGGUCUCAUAGAAAUAUCUGGAUUAAGCACUCACGAGCGUUUUCUUUGCAGAUUAACGAUAUCAUCGUUGAACCUUCUAAGAGUAAUAUCGGAACAAGAAGGGUGUGAAAUUGAGGAGCUGAACGCGGGGAGAGUGUGUGAUUGGUUUGUAAAGGAUAAACAGAAGAGAGAACAGAACAUGGAAUCUGCAGUGCUUCAGUGGGACGAUUCUGAAUUCCAAUUUUAGACUUUAUCCUCUUUAUUGUUAAUUAGCAUUUUGUCAUAUUAAACAUGCCGUUUUUAAUAAUUGUAUGUUUUUCGUUAGCUUGUCGUCCCAGGUAAUACGAAGGUCAGUUUAAACAAAGAAACGACUUCUGUUUGUAAACGGCUAAUGCGGAGUAAUCACACGCUUAUAUUUAGUUUGCA
Molecule: messenger RNA, 679 nt
Organism: Jatropha curcas
Lineage: Eukaryota; Viridiplantae; Streptophyta; Magnoliopsida; Malpighiales; Euphorbiaceae
Product: receptor-interacting protein
Source: RefSeq, a predicted model, not a curated record